AUGGUGUCUGGUGAAUUAAAAGAUCGAGAUCCUGCAUUGAAUGUUAAUGCAUACAAUCUGAUUGCUAAUAACUUUGGCCCAUACCAGCCUAAAGAUAUUCAGUUUCCACGAGUAAAUGGUAGUUCUAGAUCAUUCAGGCAAGAUUGGUAUAUUAAACAUGAGUGGCUAGAGUACAGUCCAAUCAACGAUGCAGCCUUCUGUUUUUAUUGUCGAUGCUUUCCACCAUCUAAUAAAUAUAAUGAAUUAGCUUAUACAUUACAUGGUUUCAAAACAUGGUCUAGAGCGACAAAAUCAUUUAAAGAUCAUGAAAAUAGUGCCUCUCACAAAGAAGCUAGUGUUAAAGUGAGUGGAUUUCGUUCAAGUAAAAAAGUUGGGAAUAUUGCAUCAAAUGUAAGUACUUAUUAUAAACAAACUGUUCAGAAAAACAGAGAGUACUUGACAUUAGUUUUGGAUAGUUUGUUGUUUUGUUGUCGCCAGGGCAUAGCUAUACGUGGCCAUAAUGAAAGUGAGGAUUCAUUAAAUAAGGGUAAUUUUCUUCAAGAACGAUUAAGUAAUCUUGGUACAUUACAAAUUGAAAAAAAAAGAAAUAUCAAUAUAGAAGAAGUCAUUGAUGAAUUCAACAAUAAUUCCUCUGUGAAUAGCCGAAAAUUAAGUUUAAAAUAA
Molecule: messenger RNA, 663 nt
Organism: Acyrthosiphon pisum (pea aphid)
Lineage: Eukaryota; Metazoa; Arthropoda; Insecta; Hemiptera; Aphididae
Product: zinc finger MYM-type protein 1-like
Exons: 2
Coding region: 1-663 (220 amino acids)
Source: RefSeq, a predicted model, not a curated record